UACAGACCCUGCAGAGCUGGUCUUGUAUGACAUCAGCUGGAAGUACUCUUGCAGCUGCAUUCUCACUAGUCAGACCUUCUUCAAGGGCAGUCUUACUUAGAGUACAUAAAAAUUAAGAGUAGAUGGUUGGCUCUCUAUUUCUUUCUCCAUCUCUCUCCCUCUCAUACACUGCUUUUCAGGAAAUUCUUGUUGGUCAUUGUUGGAGACAGGAUGAAGAACUAUAUCAGCCUUCUCCAAGCUGGUGCCCUCCAGAUGUUGUAGGACUACAACCUCCAUCUUCCCUGACCAUUGGCCGAGCUGCUGGGUGUUGUAGUCUAAAGCAUCUGCAGCCAAACAUCAGCUGGAGGGCCACUAGUUAUAUAUGGGUGGCAGAAAUGUGGUUUCGCGUGAUUUCAGCAAGGCUGGGAAAAAAAAUCUCUCCAGUGGUAUGGAGCCUGCAGCAGUUUUGAACAACUCAUCUUGCAGCUCCUUGGAGAGCUAAAGCAACAUAUUACAGCAUAGUCCAUGAUAGCUUAUGCCACAAUAGAGUAUUUAAGGUGCUAUGGGACUCUUCAUUGUGUUUGCUCUUGCAGAGUAACACAGCUCUAAUUUUGCAACUCUCGUUUUCUUCUUCUUUUAGCUGCUUGUGGCUGCCUUCAAGCAGCUCAACUCCUGUGUGAACACAAGUGUCCAAUUAAUGUCAAAGAUGUGGUAUGUAAUCAUGAUCUCAUGGAUAACUUGGUGGGUUAAAAAAAAAACCUUAAAAGCUGGGCAGGGUAUUUCAGUUUCUGAAACCUCUUUUUCAAAUCUUCUUAGCAGGGCAGAUUCCCUCUUGUCUGCAGCAAAUGAGUUUCCUCUUUGUUCGCUGUAUUUCUUGCAGUUAGCAUGCGUGAGGUCUGAGUGGGACAUGACAGUCCUAAUCAGAAACAUGCAGUGAAUAAGUAGCAAAUUUAUCUCCCAUAUAAGGUAUGAACGAGCCUUUUACAUUGCUCUCUGAUUCUGCACCAGCACUCAAAGUACAGCAGGUGUGCAUGCCUAAUGUUGAGCUUUUUAUUACACUGUAGGAAAGGCUUGGAAUCAUUGAAUCGUAGAGUUAGAAGAGACCCCAAGGGUAAUCUAGUUCAACCCCUGCAAUACAGGAAUCUCAGCUAAAGCAACCAUGGCAGAUGGCCAGCCAACCUCUGCUUAAAAUCCUCCAAGGAAGGAGAGUCCACAGCUUCCCAAAGGAGAUCAUUCCACUGUCCAACAGCUCUUACUGCCAGAAAGUUCUUCCUGAUGUUUCUUUGGAUCUCCCUCCUUGUAGCUUGAAGCCAUUGGUUUGAGCCCUACCUUCCGGAGCAGGAGAAAACAAGCUUGCUCCAUCUUCCAUGUGACAGUCUUCCUGUGAGGAAAGCGAGCAACCUCGGGCACUUGUUCUUUUAUUGACCAGCUUGAGUGGAAACAGUUCAGCAGGGAGGGACCCAUAUGUAGCUGGCUUCUCCCAUUUCCUCCACGCACAUCCCAUUAUGCACAAAGUCUCUUUGGUAUUUUGGUUCCUGGCCAUCCCUUAUUCAGUGACAUUAGAGUUUUGGUUUGUUGAGUGCUUAGAAUCAUAUAUAAUGGUACCUCGGUUUACAAACAGUCCGGUUUAAGAACGCUUCGGUUUACAAACUCCGCAAAACCGGAAAUAGUGCCCUGGUUUGAGAACUUUACCUCGGUCUAUUAUAAUAUUUAUUUAAUUUCAUUUUUAAAACCAAACAAUUAAGAUUUUCACUUGUCAUCACAUAUAUUUUGUCUCUCCCGAGUCUUCAACUUCCCCCCUUCCCCCUUACUGACUUCCUUACAUCCUUACAUAAUUUAUUUAGCAUCUCGCAUUCCCUCUAUUUACCUACUUUUAUUCUUAAAUAUUCUUUUAUAAUUGUAAACAGGUUUCUACCUCUACGUAGACCGAGAACUUUACCUCGGUCUAAGAAUGGAAUCCGAAUGGUGGAAGGGCACUGGUGGCAGGAGGCCUCAUUAGGGAAAGGGCACCUCGGUUUAAGAACGGUUUUGGUUUAAGAACGGACUUCUGGAAUGGAUUAAGUUCGUAACCCGAGGUACCACUGUACUCUGAUCCUGAGAGCAGCAAAGGGCUUAUAGGCGCUGUGUUGAGCCUAUGAGUAAAGGGAGCUCAGAACUCAACAAAGGAUGGGAAUAUACCUUUGUUACUGGCUGUACAAAAUGGCCACACUGAAGUAACCAAAUACCUUCUGGAGCAUGGAGCAGACAUUAAUUCCAGAGACAAAAAUGGAAGAACGGCUCUGAUGCUGGUGUGCGAAGCAGGAAACCUCAGCAUUGCAGAAGUCCUCGUCCGAAAAGGUGCAGACAUAAACCUGGUGGAUGCGCUUGGACACAAUGCCCUGCAUUAUGCUGUAGUCUCUGAUAAUACAGGGAUUCAGAAUCUCCUUCAGUUGAAAAUUGUUCAAGAUGCUGAUGUCAAGUCACCAACAAAGCCAAAGCAGCAUGACCAAGUCUGUAGAUUAAGUUCUGAAAGAAGUGGAACUCCAAAAAAACGCAAAGCCCCACCACCACCUCCUGUCAGUCCUAUCCAGCUUAGCGACCUGUCCUCUCCGCAUUCAACAACUUCAACCCCAGUGUCUGGGAAAGGCCAGUCUUCAUUUGCUGAGCACGGAUCCAAGCAGGAAGAUAUCAGUGCCAUUCACUCUGAUGGCAAGGAUGGGAUGAGCGAUAGUACUGCAGGUGCUGAUAGUUUAUUGGAUGUAAGUUCAGAAACAGAGCAGCAAGACUUGCUUUUACUGUUACAAGCAAAAAUUGCAUCUUUGACCUUGCAUAAUAAGAAACUGCAGGAAAAAUUGCAGGCACGCGCACUCAAGUCAGAAGACCUGGAUGCCACGCUGGAUUCUUCUCGUUCCACCUGUGCGGAGUUUGAUCACUCAACGGACAGGCUAAGUGAGAGCUCGGCGGCGGCUCAGGAGAUCAGCUGCUCUUCGCUGAGCUUAGCACAAGCUCAGGAAGAGGCGAGCAGUAACGAAGUGAAAAUCAGACAGCUGCAAGACAACUUAAAGGAGGUGCAAAAGAGGCUAGACAGCUCAGAAGCGAAGAGGCGGCAUUUGGAGACGCAGCUUCAGUCCGGAACACUGGAUACCCUUUGCUUGCUGAACAGCUCUGACAUUUCUGAAAAUGGCUCCGACCUCAACCAGAAACUGAGAGAAACCCAAAGCAAGUAUGAAGAAGCGAUGAAGGAAGUCCUGCACGUCCAGAGGCAGAUGAAGCUAGGCCUGGUGGCUUCCGAAAGCAAAGAGGUGGACCUGCAGGAGCUCAGAGCCACGUGCGAGGAAGUCGAGGCACUGAAGGAGGAACUGCAGAAGGCGCAAGAAGAGGGCGAGAGGCUCCGAGCGAAAGUGAGAGAGCUGGAGGAGAAGCUGGCGGAGAGAGAGAGGGAUGCGGCCAGCACAAUGUCAGCAGAAGAAUGUGAGGAGAUGAGGAGCUCCUAUUGCUUGGUUAUUGAGAACAUCAACCAGGAGAAGGCACUUCUGAUUGAGAGGUACAAGGAGGGACAGGAGGAGAUCAGGAAGCUCCAAGAGAAGCUGAGAGGCCAGAUGGAGUCUGGGCAUGGUGAGGAAGCUGAGGAGGUGAGAGAUGCAAAGAACCAAAUGAUCACCGAGUUGAACAGGCAGGUCAGCAAGCUCUCUCAGCUGUACAAAGAAGCCCAGGCGGAACUUGAAGAUUGCAAGAAAAGAGGUGUUGCAGAGGAUGCUGAUUCAGGAUGCAUCCCUCUGGAGGAACACGAGAAGCUGAUGGAGGUCACCGCAUUGCAGAGAGAGCAAGCUGAGGGUGCCCUGUUGGAAAUGAAGGCCCAGUACGCAAAAGUAUUGAGUGAAGCAACCCAACUCCAGAACCUGGUUGAUUCACAGAAGAAGAACUCUGUCUCCAUAACAGAGCAUCUCCAGGUGGUCACUUCUCUCAGGGCUUCGCUGAAGGAAAUGGAAGAAGAAAUCGGCGAGCUCAAAAUGCAGAUUCUGCACAAAGAAAGCGAUGUGCAGCGACUGCAGAGGGAGCUCUUGGAAGAAGAAGCCGCUGUGUGCGAAGCUAUGGUGCCCAGGGCAUUGUAUGAAGAGCUCCGAUCUUCUUCAGAGGGAGAAGUCAAUUCCAUGCUGUCCAAAGUGAAGGACUUGACAAAAGAGAGGGAAAAUCUGUCUGCAGAUCUUGCUCAUUUGAGGAAGGAAAUCUCACAAGUGAAAGGGGAGAAAGAGAGCCUCCGGACUCUUCUUGAAGCCAAGGAACAGGAAGUCAAAAGACUGCUUCACCAGUACCAUCAAGCUCAAGAAGAGCUGCUUGAAAUGAAAAAGGCCUCUGAGAGUUCCUCAAAACUAGAAGAGGAUAAAGAUAGGAAGAUAAUGGACAUGACAAAGGAAGUUAGUAAAUUGAAGGAAGCACUGAACAGCCUGUCCCAACUUUCCUACUCAACUGGCACACCCAAGAGACAAAGCCAACAGCUGGAGCUAUUGCAACAACAAGUCAAGCAACUACAGAACCAGCUGACUGAAACAAAGAAGCAACACCAGGAGAUAGUAUCUGUUUACAGGACACAUCUUCUGUAUGCUGUGCAGGGCCAAAUGGAUGAGGAUGUCCAGAAAGUGCUCAAACAGAUCUUGACAAUGUGCAAGAGUCAAUCGCAAAAGAAAAGUGAAACGAUUUUUGCCGAUCCCUAAUGGUGCUGCUGUAGAGAUUGAGACUCGCCUUAAAAUGAGAUUUGAUUGGCAUCCCCACCCCCACCCCCAGGAGGGAGCUGUCACAUGUCUCUGCCACUCUUCUUUCUUUAUUUUUAUGUAUUAUGAGCUAAUGUGCUGUCAUGUCUUCCCCUUGCCCCCAACCUAAAGUUCCCAGAGUGCUAUUUUUGUGUAUUGGAACAGAAACGUACAACUCUCCGUAAAUUGCCAUUACUUUAAAUCAGGGGUGGUCAAAGUCUGACCUACAGUAUUAGAAAGUGGCUCCUUGCUUCCUUUGGUGCAAGCCGUUGGAAGUCUCGGCUUGCAGUGUUGCAUUUUGGAUAUGAAUAAGUACAUCUUCCAGAGGUGGGGGAAGCGAUGGAUUUUUCAGUUCUUGGUUAUCUAAAGAGGGGGUAACAAACCGGUUCAUAGGUUUUAAAGACCCUCCGACGUCCAGGAUAACAGUACAGUAGAUGCAACUCUGAUUUUGAAAUUUCCACGGCAUGUACGUAUUACAAAACCAGUGAUGUGUACUAACUCGAUAACGUAAAGCAUAAACAUGCAGGUUAAUGAAUUUCGAACACGGCUAAUUCUGCUAAAACCCCAGUUUCUUUAUCAAACAGUAGGUCAAGCUAUCUAUGCAAAUCCUUGCAGUGCUAUUGGCUAUGGAGCUCAGGGGGAAGAAAAACCCAGCGUUCCAAACGACAAACAAGGGAUCCGAAUGAACUCAUGAUGUUUACAGUGAGCACUGUUGUCUCACGGUUCCUAACCUCACUUUUGUAAAAGAUCUCCUCUACAAUAUAUUUUUACUGGCCCUCAAAUUUAGAAAUGUCUUUUUGUAAUUAAAGCCAUUUGCCUAUUUAACACUACUACUACUUUCUGUUUUUCUGCAGUAGCCUUUAAUACCAAAACAAUUUAGGCGGUGGCCUUUUUCUCCGUCUCUCUCCCCAUUCGCCCAGCUGUUGUAAAAUGCAGCAGAGGUAUCCCAAUCCCCUGGGGAAAGGCUCUGUUGAAGCAGAAUUGCCCAAAUAAUGUACAAGAGAGGAAUUACUAGCUUUCUUGCCAAAUGUUGUAACACCAAGAAGCACAGAGAAGCCUUGCGUUUUUCAUUUUCAAGAGCAGUAAACAUCUGUAUGACAUAGGAGUGCUCUUGCAAAUUGCUUUCAUGCCUACAAAUCCUUUAGCAGAAAAAGAUAACACUUAUAACUCUGUAUGUGAUAUACACUCAGGUAUGGAUAGAUUGGAUCCAGCAACAGAGUCUCUCUCUCUCUCUUGAUUUAUUUUUAUGAAAGUAUACUGUGCGAUUAUCCUAUUUCACCAGCCAUUUCCAUACCAGAUUUAUGUUGUAAACUGCUUUCAAAACCAGGCUCAAACCAGCAUGACUGCUUUGGCAUCUCCCAGCCUACCAUGAGAAUUGCAGCUUUCUGGGGGUCUUUUUUGUUGUUGUUGGAGACCUGCACAUAACUAGUCAGAUUCAAUAGCAGUUUUUCAAGUUUAAAAUCAGUUUGCAAGAGCACUCCUACCGGUAUAAGACUCAGGGGGGGAGCCUUCUUUAAGGCCUUUAAGAAGAAUUGGGAAUACCAUACGUGUGCUGCAACAGCGGUUUUGUGUGUCAGAGAGACCCAGAAGCCUGAACAACUUACAUUGUACCUAAAGGGAAUAACCAUUUUGAUUGUCAUGUGUCUUCAACUUACAGCAUGGUUUUACCCCUAUCGUCUGCCGCAGAGAUUCCCAGAGUUCUUCAAUAAGUGAAGUCUAUAGGCAGGCAAUUUACUCAGUGCCUGAGGGACUGCCACAUUUAUCAUGUGCUAAAUUAGCCUUCCCUGGGGCUACAGGUAUGGUUGACUACAAUUCCCAUCAUCCACAAUCAUUGCCAUAUUAGCUGUGGAUAAUGAGGGUUGUAGUCUUCUAGCACCUUGGGACUCAAGGCUGCAUUAAAUAGUAGCCUACCAUUUUAUACAGCAGCCAGAUUUAAAUGGAUUAAGAGCAUAGGAUCUCCUGGGUCUUUAUAUUAUUAUUAUUAUUAUUAUUAUUAUUAUUAUUAUUAUUAUUAUUAUUUGAGUCUCCUUGGUUUAACUAAUACCUAUUAAUUUGGACAAUGUUUCAUAGCUAGAUACCUUUUUUUAAAUGUUCCAAAGAAAUGUGAAAGUUUUGCUGCAGUACUUACAAAAAGAUUUAAAAAAAAACAGGUCUAAAAUAUGCCAAGAAAUGCUGCCAAGUAUAAAACUUGAGGAACCAUUUUGUAGGUUGCCUGACAAAAACCUUAGCUUUUUACCUUUU
Molecule: messenger RNA, 6947 nt
Organism: Zootoca vivipara (common lizard)
Lineage: Eukaryota; Metazoa; Chordata; Lepidosauria; Squamata; Lacertidae
Source: RefSeq, a predicted model, not a curated record